Molecule: messenger RNA, 3097 nt
Organism: Selaginella moellendorffii
Lineage: Eukaryota; Viridiplantae; Streptophyta; Lycopodiopsida; Selaginellales; Selaginellaceae
Product: magnesium-chelatase subunit ChlD, chloroplastic
Exons: 18
Coding region: 11-2242 (743 amino acids)
Biological process (GO): chlorophyll biosynthetic process
Molecular function (GO): ATP binding; ATP hydrolysis activity; magnesium chelatase activity
Source: RefSeq, a predicted model, not a curated record
UUCAAAGAGGAUGGCCUUGGCCAUGGCAAUGGCGCCCGCGCACGCAAGAUCCUGCGCGAGGAUCGAGUGGAAUGGAAGAAUGCAGCGCAGUGAGGUAAAUUCACGGCCCCGGUCCUGGCAUGUACGAGCAGCAGCGGGAGGAAAUGGAGCCGCCAAUGUCGUUCUUGACAAAGAAGAGGCGGCGCCGAGCUAUGGGCGACAGUAUUUUCCCCUGGCAGCGGUCGUCGGCCAAGAAGCUAUCAAGGCCGCAUUGCUUCUGGGAGCUGUGGACAAUGGCAUUGGCGGAAUUGCGGUUGCUGGUAGACGCGGGACUGCCAAGACUGUCUUAGCUCGCGGCCUACACGCACUACUUCCGCCUAUAGAGAUUGUCGCUGGCUCCAUCGCGAAUGCCGAUCCAUCUCAUAGCGAGGAAUGGGAAGAUGGUCUGGAAGAGAAAAUCGCUCUAGGAAGCGAUGGCAAGCCCGUGGUCGACGUUGUCAAAGCACCUUUCGUGCAGGUGCCACUCGGUGUUACAGAGGAUCGUUUGCUGGGCUCGGUGGACGUGGAGGAGUCGAUCAAGCAGGGAACCACUGUCUUUCAGCCGGGGCUGCUUGCUCAAGCUCAUCGUGGAGUACUUUACGUGGACGAGAUCAAUCUUUUGGACGAAGGCAUUAGCAAUCUUCUGCUCAACGUGCUGACUGAAGGGAUCAACGUGGUCGAGAGGGAGGGUGUGAGCUUUCGCCACCCUUGUAAGCCGCUCCUCAUUGCAACUUACAACCCGGAGGAAGGCGCUGUUAGGGAGCAUCUGCUAGAUCGUAUUGCUAUAAAUCUCAGUGCUAAUGCCGCACUUGAGUUUGAGGACCGAGUUUCAGCAGUCGAUAUUGCAACUCAGUUUCAAGAGAGUUCGAGACUGGUUAUGUCAAACUCCGCAGAAGCAACUGAGUCCGCAAGAACACAGAUAAUAUAUGCCAGGGAGUGGCUCAAAGAUGUAACAAUAGGUAGAGAGCAAACGAAGUAUCUCGUCAUGGAAGCCAUUCGUGGUGGCUGUCAGGGGCAUCGUGCGGAAAUUGGUGCUGUCAGAGUCGCCAAGGCAUUGGCGGCCUUAGAUGGCCGAGACAAAGUUGGCGUCGACGACUUGAAAAAAGCUGUCGAACUUGUGAUCAUUCCUCGCUCCACAUUGCAAGACGCACCAGAGCAGCCGAACAAUCAGUCACCUCCGCCACCGCCUCCUCCGCCUCCACAGAAUCAACAGGAAGAUCAGGAUAAAGACGAGGAAGACGACGAAGAAGAGGACGAUGACGAGAGUGAUGAGCAACAACAGGAGCAAGUUCCUGAAGAGUUCAUUUUCGAUGCUGAAGGGGGGCUUGUAGACUCCCAGCUGCUUUUCUUUGCACAGCAAGCCCAGCGUCGAAAAGGAAAGGCCGGACGUGCAAAGAAUGUCAUCUUCUCGGAGGAUAGAGGCCGGUAUAUCAAACCAAUGCUUCCUAAGGGUCCCGUCAGGCGGCUGGCCGUGGAUGCAACGUUGAGAGCUGCUGCUCCAUAUCAAAAGCUACGCAAGCAAAGAGCACUCGAGCAGGGUGUCUCCAGGAAAGUUUACGUAGAGCAGUCAGACAUGCGUGCAAAACGAAUGGCCCGCAAGGCUGGUGCUUUGGUGAUUUUCGUGGUGGAUGCAAGUGGAAGUAUGGCGCUGAAUCGUAUGAACAAUGCUAAAGGAGCGGCAAUGCAAUUACUUGCUGACAGCUAUACGAGCCGGGAUCAGGUUUCUAUCAUCCCUUUCCGAGGCGAUGCCGCUGAAGUCUUACUUCCACCAUCGCGCUCGAUUGCCAUGGCAAGAAAGAGGCUAGAGAGGUUGCCUUGCGGUGGUGGUUCUCCUUUAGCUCAUGGUUUGAGCACGGCUGUGAGGGUGGGACUAAAUGCUGAAAAGAGUGGCGACGUUGGACGGAUAAUGAUCGUUGCCAUCACUGACGGCCGGGCAAAUGUCUCGCUGAAAAAGUCUACCGGAGACCCGGAAGCUAUUGCUCCAGACGCUCCCAGGCCAUCGCAGCAGGAACUCAAGGAUGAGAUCAAAGACAUCGCGGGAAAAAUUUACAAAACAGGGAUGUCACUGCUGGUGAUCGACACAGAGAACAAGUUCAUCUCCACUGGGUUUGCUAAGGAGAUUGCGCGACUUGCUCAAGGAAAGUACUACUAUCUUCCAAACGCUUCCGACGCGGUAGUAUCCGCCGCAACCAAAGAGGCACUCACGGAUCUCAAGAACAAGUGAGAGUCGAGGGUCACUGUGAGCGCCGCUCAGAUUUUGAGAGCUUGUCUAAAAAGCUGCUGAGCCAAUGUAAGAUUUCUUCUUGCCAAUGUAAUAGUAAUGUAAUAGUCUGUUCUUACAGAGGUACUGUAGUCCGAUUGGAAAACCAGCCUUCUAGGUAGUACUAAAAGAAUGGAAAAUACUUAUUCUAAAAGGGUUGGAGAGGGCCGAGUGAUGGAGUCUGGCAAGCCCAGCCGGAGCGAUGAUCUCUUGUCGCCCGAGGAGCAAUCGCGCCUGGCGGCGCUAGUCCGCGAGCAUUUCGAUUCAUCGGCGCCGAGGCGAGCGCCAAAGCCUGCUCGGAGCGAGGGAGGAUCGGAUCAGCCCUGGAGCUGCGAUGGAGGGCCGGUGAUCAGUCCCGAGGAGCAGCGCUUGCGGCAGCUACUGGCCGCAUCCGAGCGUCUUCCGAAUGGCAUGGGUGUUGUGAGCAGCGACGAUUAUACAGAGAACGAGUACUACAAGGGGCUCAACUCUGUUGGCUGCGAUUCUCAACACUACACCACUGGCAAUGGUUUCAUUGCUAUCGAGAAAAAUGGUGGCACGUCUCCUGAAGUUCUUGACGCUCAAAGGGUGGUAGUGAAUCGCUCCAGACCCUGCUACAAAAGCAAUCCAGCUACAAAUGACUGGGAGCCGAGCCCAGCGAUGGUGUUUACCAAGUCCUUGAAGCCUUCACGAAGCGACCCUUGAUAAGAACAACGCUUUGGUCUAAAAAACAUUUGUAAGUUUAUGUCGCGUCUUUAUUUGUCUUUUGCUCGCUCGCUUCGGUGCAAAGAUGGAAGUAAAACUCUAUCAGCAUAAAUAAUCAAUCGCGAUUACGUGACA